Molecule: messenger RNA, 1294 nt
Organism: Helicoverpa armigera (cotton bollworm)
Lineage: Eukaryota; Metazoa; Arthropoda; Insecta; Lepidoptera; Noctuidae
Exons: 2
Coding region: 295-1239 (314 amino acids)
Biological process (GO): DNA integration; DNA recombination
Molecular function (GO): DNA binding
Source: RefSeq, a predicted model, not a curated record
UCAGCCACAGCGCGGGCAACCCAGCACAUCCACAUCUCGUUACCCUGGAUCUUUAAACGCUUGGGGGGCACUGCGUGCACCAGCCGCCGAACCGCGAGUGUACCCCAGCCAAAAUCGGCGCCAGCCACCACCGCCGUCGGCGCCACGAGACCAGCGUCGUGUACCGACGACGAGGAAGACACGGCCGCGGAACAAUUACCCACAAUCUCGACGAAGUUAACAACUCCAUCACAGGGAGGAACACCCCCUGAGCAACAGUCUUACCCUGAUGGCAGGGAGAUUAUCAGGCAGUCCAUGGUGAGGCGAGGAAUUCCAAGUGUCUCUAUCGAUAUAAUGAUGGCCUCCUUCUCAUCAAAUACUCUUAAUCAAUAUAAUAGUUCACUAAGGUCAUGGUGGCUUUAUUGCAAAGAUAAUAAACUAGAUUUCUGUGAUUCCAAUAGUACAAUAUUACUUCAAUAUCUGACUGAAAAAUUUAAUUUAGGUGCUAGCUACAGCACACUGAACAGCCAUCGUUCAGCGUUGUCUAUACUAUUAGGUCAGGACGUGACAUGUAAUGAUAAUACUAAAAGGUUUUUCAAGGGUGUUUACCGGUUAAAACCACCUCUAUCAAAAUAUAAUGCCACCUGGGACCCAAAAUUGGUAUUAGAUUACUUAUCAAAUUAUUUUCCUAACGAUUCACUAACAUUAAAAAAUCUAUCACUUAAAACUAUAACUCUGCUUGCCUUAGCGUCUGCUCAAAGAAUGCAAACACUUAGUUUAAUUAAAAUUAAAAACAUUACAUUUGACUCAGAGAAAAUAAUCAUAAAAAUUGAUGAUUUGAUUAAAACCUCUAGGCCUGGUAUCCACCAACCACUGAUUGUGUUACCAUACAUAAAGGAGAAUCCUAAAGUUUGUCCAGCUGUAACUCUUAAGCAUUAUAUAGAUAAAACUUCAUUUCUACGUCUUCAAGAAGAAUACAUUUUUAUUAGUUAUCAAAAACCACAUAAAAGAGUGUGUUCGCAAACGUUAUCGCACUGGGUUAAGCUUAUCUUAGAACAGAGUGGCAUAGACACAAAAUUGUAUGGUGCUCAUAGCACGCGACAUGCGUCCACGUCCGCUGCUCACCGAAAGGGUGUUAAUUUAGAAGUUAUCCGUAAAGCCGCAGGCUGGUCUGAAUCCUCUCAUGUAUUUCUAAAAUAUUAUAAUAAAGAUGUAUCAACUUCAACAGAAUCUGAAUUUGUAAAUGCAAUUUUUGAAUGAUUGUAAUAUAAGAAUUUGAUUUGUAAACUUUUGAAAUAUAAGGCUGAUUGAUCGC